GCGGGUCGGAUCGGAUCGGAUCGGAGGCGCCGCUGGUCAGGUGAUGAAAUACCGUCACUUCACUUCACUUCACCUGCUCUAGUUUCCGCAUGGAACAUAAAACAAGCCCAAUGGCCACACAGUACACAGAUCUAGAAUUGGCCAUACACACCUUGGUCAAAAACUUCCAUUCAGCAUCUCCUACUAAUGCUGACACGCUCACAGCCCAGGAGUUCCAGAGCAUGAUCUCCAAAGAGCUGCCCACCAUGGUGAAGACAGCAGGGGACCAGGAAGGACUCAACAAACUCCUGACGGACCUGAAUGUGGAAGAGGGGAAGGGUGUCGCAUUCAAGGAUUUUUGGCGAUUGGUUGAUUCUCUGGCCACUGCUCAGUUUGGAUUGCUGAGCAAAGAGAAACAAGCAAAAUGUGUGAAAUGUAGUCUGAUGUAAGACCGGCCCUGAGCAAACAAGACCGAUCAACAUUGUGUCGGUGUCCACCACAGCCCUGAGAAAAACACAUCAAAUCAGCAGCUUCUAUUUCCCAUCACCCUCUGCAAUACUGUACAUGUCACUCUAUUGGAUUCUUUGGUAUAUUCGCUGAGGUCUUAUAAUAAUUAAGUGUUGUUACAGAGCUUCCUGAAUAAAUACCCAACAAGCCCUUACGACAUAGACCAUGAGUAAUCUCUUUCAUCUGUGUAACCUGAGCCACACCUGCCUGGCCAGUAAGAUCUAGUGGCUAAUUUACUUCCUCAUUUGUUCUGGUGCUGCAGGUUUUUGUAUUAUUGUGUCACUUUCAACCUGCCCAAUCUUUUUUUUUUCUUUUGUUUUACAUA
Molecule: messenger RNA, 811 nt
Organism: Sinocyclocheilus grahami
Lineage: Eukaryota; Metazoa; Chordata; Actinopteri; Cypriniformes; Cyprinidae
Gene: s100v1
Product: S100 calcium binding protein V1
Exons: 3
Coding region: 90-428 (112 amino acids)
Cellular component (GO): perinuclear region of cytoplasm
Molecular function (GO): calcium-dependent protein binding; calcium ion binding
Source: RefSeq, a predicted model, not a curated record